Molecule: messenger RNA, 852 nt
Organism: Pistacia vera
Lineage: Eukaryota; Viridiplantae; Streptophyta; Magnoliopsida; Sapindales; Anacardiaceae
Product: ubiquitin-conjugating enzyme E2-20 kDa-like
Source: RefSeq, a predicted model, not a curated record
AUGGUAUCACCCAAACAACCCAAUAUAAUUCUUCUGCCAAAUCUCAAUCUCGUCUCCUACUCAUCGAAACGAAACAAUGAAGAUGUAUAUCCUGCUAUGGGCUUAACUCAAAUCUUCAAUCGCAAGAUUCAAUCGCCACGUCCGGUGCUUGUGAGUGAAGAAAAAAUGGUGUUAUUGACUGAGAAGAAUUUCAGCAACUUUAUCACUCAGAAUCAGCAAGUAAUGGUGGUUUUUUACUCAUCACAGUACUUCUGGAGAAAUAGACUGUCACCAAAAUCUUCAGCAGCGGCCAUGAAACGUAAGGGCAAUCUGGUGGUUGCCAAAGUGGAUGCUGAAAAAGAAAAACUGUUGGCAAAGAAGUACAAGAUUGGGAAUUAUCCUACGACGAAUGGAGAUUCUGGGAUAUCUGCAUUCUCUGAAGAGAACAACAUAUUCUGCUGGAAAGGUACAUUCCAUGGAAAAAAGACAGUUUCUGAAGGCACAAAGUACAAGUUAUCCCUUUCUUUCCCAAGCGAUUAUCCAUUGAAGCCUCCCAAGGUGAAGUUUGAAACCGAUUGCUUCCGUCCGAAUGUUGAUGUCUAUGGCAAUAUUUUGGACAUUCUUCAGGAUAAAUCGUCAUGGGCUUAUGAUGUGAGAACAAUCCUGAUAUCCGUGCAGAGCUUGCUUGGAUAACCAAACAUCAGCUUUCCUCUAAAUAGCCAAGCAGCACAGCUAUGGAGCAAUCGAGAAGGUAUGCGCAGAGAGAUGAAACUAUUUCUAUUGGUCAUUUUCUAGUAACUCGAUAUGGGGUUUGUUUAUUCAUUGCCCUCUAAGAUUGUUUUAUAUAUUCAGAGUGUUUAAUACUGAUCGGUC